AUGGGCAUCCUCACUCUAAUCGAAGACAGGCCUACGCCGCCUUCGGUCUACAACUGGAGAGUGUACGUGUUGGCAAUUGUUGCUUCAUGUGGCUCCAACAUGAUUGGGUAUACCAGCGCCUUCAUCGGAACCACCAUCACCCUCGAUUCAUUCAGAAAAGAGUUUGGAAUCGACCAGAAGAGCGCAGAGGAGCGGAACUUAAUCAGCGAGAACAUCGUCUCGCUCUUCAUCGCCGGUGCCUUCUUCGGCGCACUUCUUACAUAUUUACUCAGCCAUUGGAUCGGCCGCAAGUGGUGUCUGUCUAUCGCAUCUGCUACCUUCACCCUUGGAGCUGGUCUUCAGUGUGGUGCAAACUCAAGUACCGGAUUGGGCAUCCUAUAUGCUGGCCGUGUUCUUUCUGGUCUCGGAACCGGUAUCGCAUCCAAUAUUAUCCCGAUUUAUCUAUCUGAGCUUGCACCUCCUGCAAUUCGAGGACGACUUGUCGGUCUUUACGAGCUUGGUUGGCAAAUUGGUGGCCUGGUGGGCUUUUGGAUCAACUACGGAGUUGAGAAACACAUGCCUGAGAGCCAUCAGCAAUGGAUCGUCCCCUUUGCUGUUCAGAUCAUCCCAUCUGGUCUUUUGUUCCUCGGUACACUGUGGCUUCGAGAAUCACCUCGUUGGUUGUUCCUCAAGGACCGUAGAACACAAGCCAUGAAGAACCUCUGUUGGAUUCGACAAUUGACGCCGACUGACAUCUAUAUCACCGAAGAGGUUGCAGCCAUCGACCAUGCUCACGAGGUUCAGAAACACACUGUCGGUCUUGGGCUGUGGAAGCCUUUCCAAGCUCUUGCUCAGCGACCGAACAUGAUGUACCGACUCUUCCUCGGAUGCAUGUUGUUCUUUUGGCAGAAUGGUUCUGGAAUCAAUGCCAUCAACUAUUACUCUCCCACUGUCUUCUCAAGCAUUGGUGUUCAGCGUGAUACAGUCAACGUAAUGACGGGUGUCUUUGGCGUCGUCAAAGCCGUCAUGACUUUCGUCUGGCUUUUGUUCCUGGUUGAUCAGCUUGGUCGACGCAAGUUGCUUCUGAUCGGUGGUAUCACAGGCUCCAUCUGCAUGUGGGUUUUGGGCGCAUACAUCUACAUCGUCGACCCUACCAAAAAUCCACAAGACCAUCUGACUGGCAGUGGUAUCGCUGCUAUUGUGUUCUUCUACCUCUGGACGGCUGUUUACACGCCCACCUGGAAUGGUACACCGUGGGUCAUCAACUCUGAAUUCUUUGACCCCAGCUUCCGUUCACUUGCUCAAGCUUGCACAACCGCAAGCAACUGGUUGUUCAACUUCCUCGUCUCACGUUUCACUGAGCAGAUGUUUGCGGCAAUGGGCUACGGUGUGUACAUGUUCUUUGCGACACUCUCAUUCUUCGCGUUCAUCUUUGCCUUCUUCUUGAUUCCUGAGACUAGUGGUAUUCCUCUGGAGCAAGUCCACCGUCUAUUCAAGAUCAAGCCAAUCUGGAAGGCGGAGGGCAUUCUCAAGGAGCAGUUGAAACAGGAGGAACAGCAGUUCCGGCACGAUGUCAAGGCCGAUGUGAGCCAGACUGAGAAUUUGGAGGAUUCAGACAAGGUUUGA
Fusarium graminearum PH-1 is the source of this 1605-nucleotide messenger RNA. Its product is annotated as quinate permease. Gene Ontology annotation, molecular function: carbohydrate:proton symporter activity. The coding region runs from base 1 to 1605 and encodes 534 amino acids. Gene Ontology annotation, biological process: transmembrane transport; carbohydrate transport. Lineage: Eukaryota; Fungi; Ascomycota; Sordariomycetes; Hypocreales; Nectriaceae. The record is from RefSeq and is a predicted model, not a curated record. Gene Ontology annotation, cellular component: membrane. The transcript is spliced from 4 exons.